Messenger RNA from Mercenaria mercenaria, 998 nucleotides. RefSeq names its product mucin-5B-like. The transcript has 2 exons. The record is from RefSeq and is a predicted model, not a curated record. Lineage: Eukaryota; Metazoa; Mollusca; Bivalvia; Venerida; Veneridae. The coding region runs from base 1 to 645 and encodes 214 amino acids.
AUGAGAGAGAAGAUUGUAUUUGAUGAUUCAGAAAUAAAGCUCAGUUUUAGUGUGAGAGAAAGAUAUGAUUCGGAAACAAACACGUGUUUUAUCUCUCUGUGUAAUUCCGACGGAUCUGUUACCAGUCUGGACACGCCCAAUUGUCAUACAACCCCUCCUACUCAAAGAACCACUCGCAAUGGAUGCUAUCACAAUGGAAGACUCUACAAUGUCGGGGAAACCAUUUCCAAUGGACGUUCUGGUAACUGGUGUUUCGGGUCGUUUUGUGACGAGUCUGGUCACGUGAUUGAAUGGGAUAACUUUAACUGUGGUACAACGAUGACAACACCAUCUACCACAUCUUCUACCACAUCUACACCACCUACCACACCUACAACGACGGAAGGUAAUAGGUGUUUCUACGAUGGUAUUUACUAUCAAGCAGGUACAGUUAUUUCUAAAGGAGAGGAUAAAGAUGGUAACUGGUGUUAUGGUGCCGUUUGUUCUGAUUCCGGACAGGUUCUAUACUGGGACGAUUUCAACUGUUUUCCGACUACUGUAUCACCAACAACCAGAAAAAUAACACCACCACCGCCAACAGCGUUUGCCAGAAAGAGGCUUAUAUUAAAACUGUCUGAAUUAUUGAUGAAUAAAAUUUCGUCCUAAUCAUUUAAGAAUGUAUUUUGUAAAUAAACUCAUUGUUAUUUUACCAGUAGAAGAAUUGUCUCGUUUAUAUCGAAUACUGUUAAUGGUUUUGCUUUAAAGGACAUGCUCCAGGUAUAUAUCAAACGAGCAGCGCUAUGAGAAAACCAACAUAGUGCAUUUGCGACCACCAUGGAUCCAGACCAGCCUGCGCAAGAUCCAUGCUGUUCGCUUUCAAAGUCUAUUGCAAUUAGAGAAACCGUUAGCGAACAGCAUGGAUCCUGACCAGACUGCGCGGAUGCGCAGGGUGGUCUGGAUUCAUGCUGGUCGCAAAUGCACAACGUUGGUUUUCUCAUGGCGCGGCUCAAAUGUUAAAA